Molecule: messenger RNA, 1477 nt
Organism: Odontomachus brunneus
Lineage: Eukaryota; Metazoa; Arthropoda; Insecta; Hymenoptera; Formicidae
Exons: 3
Coding region: 614-1147 (177 amino acids)
Source: RefSeq, a predicted model, not a curated record
CAACACAUCCGUUUAAUUUUAACUACCGGUUAAGUCCUAAUAGUGAUUGGUUAAUUCUUAUCAAAUGUGAUUGGUCAAGUCCAGUGGAAUAACCAGCUAGUUAAGUUAACUGGAGGUUGUGGAACUAGGCCUCAAUGCGCACUAGUGCAAGCAACCGAAUUUGCUAUUAGAGUGAGAAAACGUAUAUUUGUCUCACUUCAAUUUAUUAGGUUGGUUUUUCGUUUCUGUACUGCUAAAUUGAUGCAAUAAAUUAAAGCGAAAAAAAAUAUACAUGUCUCACUCUAACUUAUUGCACCAGUUCAGCAGUACAGGAACAGAAAACAGACCCAUCGCAUAGUUCAGGAAUGCAGUUACAAAGAACAGGUUUAUUGUAAAUUCGAAUCCUGAAUAAAUUAAAUUCUUGUAUUGAUUCAAUAAUGUAUAGGCACAUAUACGUUACAUGAAUAAUAAUUUAUACAUAAAUUGUUUUGUAAAAAUAGCAAUAUUUAAAGUUCGAAAUAUUUAAAGGUCAAUUUAAUAUUCUAUUAUAUAUCGAUCAGUCGAUUACUGUCGAUUGAAACAAAUAGCUGGUGCUUCUCUCAACGGGCGAAAGGUAAUUGCAGAUGACAUUAAUAUGAUGGACAAUAAUCAAGAAGACAGAACUGUAAAUAGUUCAUUGUUAACUCCAAUUGAUAUUAUUGAUUUAACGAAUGAGUCGCCAAUUAGAGCUACACAAGUACAUAAAAAACGCUUAGAAAAUGCACUUACAAGUGGUAACAAUAUUCCAAUGGAUUUAAGCCAUACCUCUAAACAUAAAAAGUAUGUGUCAAGCAGCAAUAAAAUAAAAAGUUCUACUGUAUCUACUAAUUUGAAAACAAAACAUAAGAAUGUUACAAAACAUAUGGAGGAUACUGUGACUCUUGAUGAUACAGUCUGUGUUUCUGAUGAUGAUAAACACUAUGUAACAGAGUCAGAUAAUGGAAAACCAUUACCCUUAACAUGCCCGAUAUGUUUUGAACCAUUAUGUUCCAAAUUAAAACCCACUACUACUCAUUGUGGACAUAUCUUUUGUGCGCAAUGCUUAGAAGCACAUUUUCUUAAAUCCAAGAAAUGUCCCACGUGCCAAAGAACUAUUUCAUUAAAAUCCUGUACACGUUUAUUUUUGUAGAUAAGUUUUCCUUAUUCAAAUAAAAUUUGUAAUUUUUAUAUUUUACAUUAAUUUUAACUUUAUUUAUAUCAUUUGUAUUGGAUUAAUCACAAAAACUGUAUUUACUAUAUUAACAUAUAUUUUUGGCAUUUUUUCCUUUUAUCAGGCUUAUUUUGCUAACCUGCUAUUGGGAAAAAUUAUUUAUUUUGUUACUUGUAAGCUAACUAUAGUGCAUAAGGUUAAAAUUUUGUAUUAGCAUUGAUUUAGUAUGUAACAGUUAAGUAAAACGUGUGUGUGUGUUUAUGUAUUUUAAGUAAAUGUAUAAUAAAUUAUAAAGUAUAUAAUCAAAAA